Echinococcus granulosus is the source of this 2991-nucleotide messenger RNA. Its product is annotated as ER degradation-enhancing alpha-mannosidase-like protein. NCBI's taxonomy places the organism in Eukaryota, Metazoa, Platyhelminthes, Cestoda, Cyclophyllidea, Taeniidae. Gene Ontology annotation, molecular function: calcium ion binding; mannosyl-oligosaccharide 1,2-alpha-mannosidase activity. Gene Ontology annotation, cellular component: endoplasmic reticulum; membrane. The record is from RefSeq and is a predicted model, not a curated record. Gene Ontology annotation, biological process: carbohydrate metabolic process; mannose trimming involved in glycoprotein ERAD pathway; endoplasmic reticulum mannose trimming. The transcript has 16 exons. The coding region runs from base 1 to 2991 and encodes 996 amino acids.
AUGAGUAGUAUUAGGCGUGAAGAAUUGAAGAAUAAGUCGAAGGAAAUGUUUUUUCAUGCGUACAAUAAUUAUAUGGAUUUUGCUUAUCCUGCUGAUGAGUUGAUGCCCCUAUCUUGCAAAGGUCGAUACCGUGAUAGGGAGCUUUCUCGCGGGACAGUCGAUGAAGCGCUUGGAAACUUUUCUCUUUCACUAAUCGACAGUUUAGAUACGCUAUUCUUGCUUGGCGAAUUUGAUGAAUUCGAACAUGCUGUGCUUCGGGUAAUUCACGACGUUUCCUUCGACCAGGACGUCGACGUAUCUGUUUUUGAAACUAAUAUACGCGUUUUGGGCGGUCUGCUCGGUGGUCACGUUUCGGUUCUGGCUUUGAAAGAGUAUGACCCCAGCCGCAUAUCGUGGUACAGGGGACAGCUUUUGGACAUGGCUGUUGAUUUAGGAAGUCGUCUUCUACCCGCAUUUAAUACGUCCACAGGUUUACCUUUCCCACGCAUAAAUUUACGUACAGGUAAACCAUCACCACUAGUUCAAACCUGUACGGCCUGUGCAGGAACGCUUAUUUUAGAAUUCGCUGCUCUCAGUCGCUUUUCUGGCGAUCCUGUUUACGAAAUGAUGGCUUCUAAUGCGCUCUCUUAUCUCUGGCAACAACGCAAUCGCUACUCGGAUCUUGUUGGAACUGAAAUCAACGUCAACAGUGGGGAAUGGAUUCGUAGAGAGUCGGGCGUCGGUGCGGGCAUCGAUUCUUACUAUGAGAGUCUGCUCAAGGCUUACGGUCUCCUCGGUGACCCCGUCUAUCUUCACCGCUUCCAGACGCACUACUCCGCCAUAGAGCGCUACAUGGGUGGCCCAGGCACCAAGGCGUUCCCCUUCUCCUUUCUCAGUGUGUUCAUGCACAAGCCUUCGGAGCGCUGCCGCUUCUAUAUGGACGCUCUUCAGGCAUUCUGGCCCGGACUUCAGACAAUCAACGGGGACGUGAGUGCGGCGGUUGCGCAUCACGAGAUGCUCUUCAUGGUGCACAAGGAGCACGGUCUUCUGCCAGAGGCUUUCACCACAGACAUGGACAUUUACUGGCCCUAUUACCUAAUUCGGCCAGAACUUGUAGAGUCUACGUAUCUCCUUUACAAGGGUACCAGCGACCCCUACUACUUAUAUGUGGGGGCCGAACUGUUGGAGAGCAUUGAGCAACACUCCAGGGUGCCCUGUGGUUUCGCAGCUGUUGAGGAUAUCCGAACAAUGGAACAUUCGGAUAGGAUGGACUCCUUUGUACUGGCGGAGACUUUCAAGUACUUUUAUCUCCUGUUCUCGGAGCCCUCGGAUUUGCCGAUUGACUUGGAACAGUACGUGUUGACAACUGAGGCGCACGUUCUCCCCAUCGGCCUACCGAAACAACAUCCACCGGUGAUCGCACAUGCGCGGUUGGUGGAAGAGGCGGUGGUAGCGGUGCCGGGUGCCCUCGGCCGCGCCUGGGGCGGUACUUGCGCGGCACCUAGCAGUUCCAGCACCUUGCGGCGCCUAUUAUGCACUCGUCCGACCACGUGCCGUGUGGGCCCGUGGCAUCAGCAUUACCAUCUCGAGACCAUCCGACAGCCCCUGCGUUCCAUGGCGAAAAGCCUCGUCACUCCCACCUCCUUCAAUGCUAAUAACAUCACCCACCUACAAAUGCUGCGCCAAAUGGGUAUCAUGGUGGUGGUAGGAAAAAAUGGUGAAAUUCAACUUAAACUCAAUCGCAACCAGGCGGAUUCUCCUCUUCUCGGUCUUUCUGGUGUGAAAUUCAUCGAGGAGGUCAUUGACUUAAGUAAUGCCAGAUCACAAGGAAGAUCUCUCGGGGAGGUAGUCAUAUCACAAACAGUCGCCCUUAUCCAUCCACCACACUUCGGCCGAAUACGUUUUGAGGCGGGUCCAUCCAUGUUCACCUUCUAUCCGGGCGAGUCUCCAAAUAUCACCGAUGCCACCGCCUCCCCCACCCUCAUCACCCCAGACAUCGAUUGGCAGCCCGUCAUAGGCCCCCUUGUUAUCGCGGAACCUUUUGAUGCCUGCACGCCAGUCUACUCGGAUGGGCUUCUCCUAGCCAACGAGCAGCUCCACGCCGACUUCGUCGAGCCUUCAUUUUACGAGGAUUCUGAGUUCGAGGGCGCCAGCAAACCAAGGCGUCUGCUGAAGGACGCCAUCGUGCUGGUCAAGCGUGGCGGUUGCAUGUUUCUGGAGAAGGCAAUCAAUGUGAAACAGAUGGGUGCGCGCGGAGUGAUUGUGGUGGACAGUACUCCGGGGACAUCGUCCGCAAAGGAUAAACUCUUUUACAUGUCUGGCGACGCACCGGACGGCACCCCGCCGAGGGAACUAAUGCAACUCCCCUUUGUUUUCGUCUUCCACGAAGAGGGUAGAGCCCUCGUCUCCGCUAUGGGGCGUCGGUGGAAGCUGAAGCGGAAACCAGUCCUUGCGAUGAUAGCCAAAAAGAACGACAUCCCAAAAAUUUUGUCCCAAAGCCUGCAUUACUUGGACAGUAUUUCUCAGCCGAGAACGGAUGGGCACGAGCAGUGUUUUGAACUCUCGGCUCAUGUUGAAACGGUACAGUCCCUGUGCCCUCAGGAAGCAAUUAGAGCAGACGAGACGCAUCAGGAAGGCAAAGACGGGUGGAAUAUAACUCUAGGUCCGGUGGACGAAACGGAAACCUUCGUUUUAUUGAACAAAACUUCUGGACACAUCUCUCCCAGGAAUCCAAGUGCAUGGGCCGAACUCAUAGAUAAGAACUGGCCGACCGCAAACCAUGACGAGUACUGCAAAGAUUUAAUGCUUGCCGUCAGUGAGGCGGCCCUCUCCCAGAUCACCGAGACUGAAGACCCGAGGGGACGAGCCUCCGUGACGAGGCUGAGUCGCCGUUGGUGCUAUCGCGUUGGCAAGUGUCUCCGCGGCAUUUCUACAACAAACGCUGUCAUAGACGAGUGCCACCGACCGUAUCUUCGGCUCAGGUUGACUCUCACACAGGCAAAUUCUUGUUAG